Messenger RNA from Aphanomyces astaci, 2650 nucleotides. RefSeq lists its product as hypothetical. The transcript is spliced from 9 exons. Bases 53 to 1786 code for a protein of 577 amino acids. NCBI's taxonomy places the organism in Eukaryota, Oomycota, Saprolegniomycetes, Saprolegniales, Verrucalvaceae. The record is from RefSeq and is a predicted model, not a curated record.
CGUCGGGGCAGUUACAACGUUCCUAGCGAACGCCCACGCAUGGACAGGUCGGAUGAUCUGUUGCGCGGCGAUACCCCGGGCAGUCGGUCCAAAUGUCAAGGCGUCGGCGGUGGAGCGCAUGCGGAAGCUGCUCAUGACGUCGAGCUAUUCGCGCACCCAGGAUGACUACGAGUUUAUGGAUCGGUUUGUGCUGUACAUUCAGUUCUUUUUCGACUUGGACCACGCCGACCGGCUGCAGUACCUCAAAGUCAGCCGCGGCGUGUCACUUGUCAAGCAUCAGAUCCUCUUCAACAUUGGCGACCCCGCUGACUCAUUCUACUGCGUCAUCUCUGGGUCGCUCAAUGUUGUCAUCGACUUGACCCGCGUGCACAUCAACACGAAACGUGAAAUGAACGACAUCCUGAACCGAGCCAAGAUCUACUCGUGUUUGCACAACCCUGGCGUCGGCGUCGACGAGUCGCCAUAUUGCACGUCGUAUGUGGUGCGGAACCUCAAACGAUUCGACGCUUUCGGUGACGUUGGGAUGCUCACCGAGGACGGCGUCCGGACGGCUUCCGUGAUGGCGGUGGAGGACACGUUCCUUCUCCGGAUCGAACGCGAGGCGUUCUUGGAUUGCCGAGUGUUUCACCAGAGCAAAGAAAUCAAGUUGGGCAAAAUAGCCACAUUCGUCGUUUUUACCUGCGUUUUUACACCAAUAAUAUAUAUUCGUAGCCAAAAGCUGGAAUUCCUAGCCCGUGUGCGAGCCCUGCAGCACUGGGACCGUGAAAACAAGCUUAAGUUGUGUGGUCGGAUGGAGCGGCUACUCAAGUCGUACAACGACGUUGUGAUCGCUCAAGAUGACGACGCUCAGUACUUUUACCUGGUGCAGCUGGGCGAAUGUCGCCUGGUGAAGCGAUACAAACCCAGCACGUUCGUGGAACUGGGAACUGUGUCCAGCGGCCAAUCCGUCGGGUCGUUUGAAGUCCUCCACGGCCUCGCCCAUGCAGCGUUUUCAGUGCUCGUGUCGUCCCCCACUGCCAUUCUCUAUCGCAUCGACAAACUCGAUUUUCGGCAUCACAUCCUGCGGGACCCGGUCGCGGAAGAGAUGAUGGUCGUGAACGCGAAGGAGCUAUAUGCGAGGAUGCACCCCGAGUCUGUCCAUCGCGACUUGACCAUCAACGCGCAAUGGAACAAGUGCAGAGACAGCAUCGUCGCGGAGGCCACGCCGCGGCGACUGGCGAGGGCGCCGUACUUGCGGCCGUUCGACCACAGUCUCCACCCGUCGCCGUUAGAGUCCACACCUCCCCCUCUAUCAACAGCAUUGCGCCCAUCUGCUAGCACGACAGGGGAAACUACUACUUCUUCCCUGACACUGCACUUGCCCCUUCCAUCUUCCCCCCAGUCCUCCCCCACCAAACCAACGUCACUUCGAAAACCACACAAGGUCAAAACACGAUCCUCGGGAACUUCCCCGAGACAAGCCAAGUCGCUCCACCCUAUCUCAGCAGACACAGCAUCUCAAAAGUUGCAUGUCGGCCAACAGCACUGGAUGGAGUGGGCUUCGAACGGGGCAUCCAACGUGUCGGUGGAGCGGACGGGGGCUGCGUCUUCUUCACCCCUCCACCAGUCGCCGGGUCCCCGUCCCCCGUCCACGCCUCUGGAAUCGAAAGGCGGGUCCACCACCAGACAUCGGACAACGCAAAUCCUACUGGACAAGAGCGCACGCCGCGUGCAACUGGACGACCACACGAGCAUCCCCGAAACGGUCUCCACGGCGUUCAAAGCCAUCACGCAGACCGCAACGUAACCACAAACCAAAGACACGAUCAAUAGUUUCUUCAACUUAUUUAGUACUCUUCGUACGACUUGUAGUAGUAGUAGGAUGGGUGGGCUCGAUUAUCACGAGUCAAUCAAGCGCGACGACAUUCGUCGUUAUAACGAUGGCUUUAGUGUGUGACGAGUACAGCAAACACACUGUAUAUCUGUGCUAUCGAGACGCCACGCCACGGAAACGAGGAGGACUACUGUCGCUCGUUUGUGCAUGCUCUCGAAUUGUGUACACCCACGGAUCCAGCGACGCCAUGCGUUUAUUGAAUACCGCAGGACUCGAGUGACGUGGAGAUGCCAGUUGAUGCGUUUGGGCGUGUCGUUGCACUUGAAGGAACGUCUUAAGAAGGGGCAGGAUGGGGCACGUGGUGGUGGGGUCGCACAACGCGACGCUGUGGGCCAGCAAGGCGAGGGAUACGGUGAGGAACUGGCUGAGGGCGGCCCGGCGCUCGAUGGCUACUUGAUCCGAUGUGAAGAACAUGUGUAGCCUUUUGCGGGGAAACGACAUGGACGACAGGGGCAAGUACACGCUACGGCAGGCGCAGUCCGCGGCCGCCGUGAGCUCGAGCAACGAAUUGCGCAGGCGGCGGAACUCAGAGUACCGCUUGUACACGACCCAUCUUCGAUCGCCGUACUGGACCAUGAUGCCGUACGAUAGAUGGGGUUCUUUAGAGAUGCUCACAAUCGACGUGGCCAGCAUGGGGGGGGGGCUAUGGCUAAUGUGCAUCGUAUGCAGGUGCUGCUUGGUUUGGACAAAGAUGUAGAGUGAACUACUGUAAUAGGACUGUAGGUAGCUAGGCAGUAAUGUCAUGUAACUACCAACUCAAGAAAGCGAGUAACAAGU